This is a messenger RNA of Opisthorchis viverrini, 1624 nucleotides long. RefSeq lists its product as hypothetical. NCBI's taxonomy places the organism in Eukaryota, Metazoa, Platyhelminthes, Trematoda, Opisthorchiida, Opisthorchiidae. The annotation marks the transcript as partial. The record is from RefSeq and is a predicted model, not a curated record. Gene Ontology annotation, molecular function: zinc ion binding; protein binding. The transcript is spliced from 5 exons.
AACAGAGGUAGCAGCAUCCACUUGCCAGGCCAUAGUACCGGACAGCGGAAUACAAAAACGGCGUAAUUUCCGACUCAACAGUUUCAUCCAAGGAAACGGAGGGCGGAAGGCUUUCGAAGAACAUCAUCGACAACAAAGUUCCAGGAUGUUGAUUUUCAUACGCGCACUGUCAGGCGGGGUAACACCAGUAACGGUCCAUCCUUAUGAAGACGUGCUUUCGGUCAAGUCAAGGAUAUUUCAGAUCAAAGGAAUUCCUGUUGCUCAGCAACAUCUACUUUAUGAUGGAAAUGAAUUGCCGGAUGCAACAGUACUAGCCUUGGCAAACAUAGGCCAUGGUUCGCUCCUCCGUUUAGUGCUGAAAAUGCAUGCUGCUCCACUAAAUAAUAUCACAGCCAACAUUCCAACCACGAGUACUAUCCAUCAGGUAAAUUUAGGCCACCAACAGCCGAGUCUCUGUCCCGUACCCAUACCAGCAGGACAUCCGGCAUGUCACUGGAAUUCGGUGGUAACAAUACCUCAUCUUGCGAAAGAACAAUACUCACAACGAAAGCGUGGAUUUUUCUCCCUGAAUCCCAAUCCGUGUGCGUUUUCUGGUCCUUCUGGUGCUGAACUCGAUACAUCGGAGGAAGAAGUUAGUCAGCUAGCCGAGUAUCUUGGAUACGCUAUCGACGGAGGGGAUGUGAAAUCUGCUUCAGAAGAUGCGAUUAAUUUCAACCCGGGAGAACAACAAAGCAGCUUACUCUCCAGGGAAUGCAACGCAGUGCCAACUGAACCGAUCAGCAUUUCUGCUCACCCUGUUUACCACUUGGUACCUUUGAAUGGAUCCCUGAUUCCAGCAGUAACUUACAUCCAAUCACCAACGCACUAUAGAAACAACUUCUUUCACAUUGUCCCAAUUCCAAACGCAGACAAGGAUCCCCGCCAUACGUCCGCAGAAGGAGACAAUGACGGCACAGUUAGGUUUAUUGGUGACAUGAGCCCAACACAGGUGGACGCGAUGCCAGACGAAUCUUCCCUACAUGAUUAUUUUGAGUGGAAUGAAAGUAACUUCAGUGGGGCACAGGUCGAUCCAUGGUGUGCAGGAAUUGGAAAUUUUCAGAGUGAAUCUUCCUCAACAACACUGAUCAGACCAUUUCCAUUAGUGAAAUUUCUGGCCAAACACCUGACCCAAUAUUCCCAAUACGAUCAAACUGAUCUUUCUUCCAUAGAAAUACCAACUGCCCAAGUGGUAGUACCAGCUCCUUCUCGAGUUCAAGUCCACCCUUACCUCCUACCAAAUGGCCAGAACGAUCCCUUAGUUACUACAGCCAGUCAGAAUUCACCUACACGAACAAUUCAUGAAAAUGCGAACUCCACUUCAGCACAGGCUUCACUUGUCGGGCCAAAAACAUUACCAAAUUACAGCCAAAAAACGCUGAAUAACGACCGAGUGGAUAACCUCCCAUCGUCAUCGUCGUCAUCUGGAAAACGCUGCUCGGCAUGUCACAAAAGGACCAGCCUCACCACAGGCUUCAGCUGCUGGUGUGACCGUUGGUUCUGCAUCAAACAUCAUCAUCCGGAGGACCACAACUGUGAUUUCAACUUUAAAUCAACACGCAACAAAUCGCCGACAACUGAGUUUUAG